Molecule: messenger RNA, 3366 nt
Organism: Eucalyptus grandis
Lineage: Eukaryota; Viridiplantae; Streptophyta; Magnoliopsida; Myrtales; Myrtaceae
Product: protein FAR1-RELATED SEQUENCE 3
Exons: 6
Coding region: 404-2977 (857 amino acids)
Biological process (GO): regulation of DNA-templated transcription
Molecular function (GO): zinc ion binding
Source: RefSeq, a predicted model, not a curated record
AAACGGCAAAACGAAACAGCACCCCCGGUCUCGCAUUUCUUCUUCUUCUUCUUCUUCUUCUUCUUCUGUCAGUUGCGGUGCCGCUCUUCCGGCCCGAGUCCCCGGAAAAUCACCGGCUCCGGCCCCGGCGCGCCGAAAACGAAGCAGAAGCGAGCCCGGAAAGCUCACCGGAGCGUACGAGUGGCGGCUGCCGCCGUUCGAAUUCGCUGUGCGACGCGCGAUUAAUCGCUCGAGCGCCGAACUCAGUAGUGCCGCGAUGUAGUUCCCAUAUCAUACUUUUCGCCACUUGGGGAGAUGCUUAGCAUGGCUCUUUUCACAUUUUUAAUGAUAUGAGUAGGCACGGAGAGCCUAUGGAAGCGAUUCGCCGCCACUGCUUUCUACUUUAGGUUAUGAGUUAGAUACAAUGGAGGUUGAAUCGGUUGAUAAAAAUGGGGUCCCCAGGGGACACCGCGUCCCUCGAAAUGUUGUGCAUGAUCAGGGUGAUGUGAGUGCCAGCGACACUUGUUCAGACCGGGAGACAACUACUUCAGGCUAUGACAUAAGGGCGAAACCAUGUGUUGGAAUGCAGUUCGAAUCAGAAGAAGCUGCAAGAAGCUUCUAUGACACAUAUGCUAGACACGUCGGUUUCAGCACCCAAGUUGGUCAGUUUAGCCGUUGUAGGCCUGAUGGGCCGAUUGUAAGUUGGGAUUUUGCGUGUUCCAGAGAGGUUUUGAAAAGGAAAAAUAUAGAAAGCUGCAAUGCAAUGCUCAGAAUUGAGAGGAAAGACUCAGACAAUUGGGUUGUGUCAAAGUUUGUGGAGGAGCAUAACCAUUCAGCAGCAACUCCUAGUAAAGUGCAUCAUCUCCGACCAAGUAGGCAUUUUGCUAGUGCUACAAAGAAUGUGAGUGAACCUCUAGAUGCUAUUAGUGAUGCUCAUGCUUCUUUGGAUGGGAACCAUAUCUCUAUUGAGCCAAAUAGAGGAGGGAGGAAUAUCUCCCCUGUCGAAUCAAAUCACCUGGCAAGAAACAUUGGUUCCAUCAACUACAUGAGACCCAGUACUCGGAAGAGAAAUCUAGGACGAGAUGCCCAAAACCUUCUGGACUAUUUUAAUAAAAUGCAAGCGGAAAACCCAGGUUUUUAUUAUGCAAUCCAGCUUGAUGAUGAUAACCGCAUGACUAAUGUCUUUUGGGCUGACGCAAGAUCAAGGGCAGCAUAUACCUACUUUGGAGAUGCUGUAGUUUUUGACACCAUGUAUAGACCAAAUCAGUACCAAGUUCCCUUCGCUCCUUUCACUGGUGUAAAUAAUCAUGGUCAGAUGAUAUUGUUUGGUUGUGCAUUACUUCUAGAUGAGUCCGAGUCAUCCUUUGCAUGGCUCUUUAGGACAUGGCUAUCUGCAAUGAACGAUAGACCCCCUGUUUCUAUAACUACUGACCAGGAUAGAGCCAUACAAGCUGCAGUGGCUCAAGUACUUCCUCAAACUCGUCACUGUAUCUGCAAGUGGCACAUAUUAAGGGAGGGCCAGGAAAGAUUGGCUCACAUCUACCUUGCUCAUCCUUCUUUUUACGGGGAUUUGUACAGUUGCAUUAACUUCGCUGAAACUAUUGAGGAUUUUGAAGCAUCAUGGGUCGCUCUUCUUGACAGGUAUGGUCUCCAAAAAAACGAGUGGCUUCAAGCAGUAUAUAACGCUAGGAAGCAAUGGGCUCCGGUUUAUUUUCGUGACACUUUCUUCGCUGCAAUCUCAUCAAACCAAGGGGUGAGCUCAUUCUUUGAUGGAUAUGUGAACCAACAAACAACAGUCCCCUUGUUUUUUAAGCAGUAUGAAAGGGCUCUGGAAAGUUCACUAGAGAAGGAAAUAGAAGCAGAUUAUGAUACCAUGGGCACCACACCAGUCCUGAAAACUCCAUCACCUAUGGAACAACAGGCAGCAAACCUUUACUCAAAGAAAAUCUUUGCCAAGUUCCAGGAGGAACUAGUUGAAACUUUUGUGUAUACUGCAAAUAAGAUUGAGGAUGAUGGAGUAAUCAAUAAAUACAGGGUUGCUAAAUAUGAACAUGACGACAAGGCAUUCAUAGUUACUCUGAAUGUAUCUGGGAUGAAAGCAAGCUGCAGCUGUCGAAUGUUUGAGUACUCAGGAGUGCUCUGCAGACAUAUAUUGACUGUCUUCACUGUGACAAAUGUACUUACCCUUCCUUCUCAUUACAUAUUAAAGCGAUGGACCAGCAAUGCAAAAUCUCUGUUGGGAUCUGAAGAACAGAAUUCUGAUCCUCAUGGUAUUGAAACUCUUACGUCUCGCUUCAACAGUCUAUGUCGGGAAGCCAUCCAGUAUGCCGAGGAAGGAGCAAUUGCCGUGGAAACAUAUAACGCUGCAAUGAGUGCUCUAAAAGAGGGUAUUAGAAAGAUAGCUUCCGUGAAGAAAGGCAUCCCUAAAGUGGCUCUGCCAAGUUCACAGAGCAGUGGAAGUAAUGAGGACAGUAGCAAGAAAACCUCAUCAUCUGUCCCCGAGAUGUUCCCAGCAUUGUGGCCUUGGCAAGGUGCCUAUCCUCCUCGUUUUAACCUUAACAACAAUGGAGUUCCUGUGGCUGAUUUAACUCAGCCCAGCCUCGCCCCUGUGUCAAUUCAACAUGACAAUGGCACACUUGACGACACAGUUGUUCGAACUUGUUUUAAGUCCAUGACUUGGGUAAUUGAGAGUAGUACUGCAGCUUUGGCUGGUAAAAUCGCUGUAGUUAAUUUGAAGCUGCAAGACUAUGGAAAGAUUCCUUGUGGAGAGACAGAGGUGCAGUUCAGGUUGACAAGAGUCACGUUAGAGCCCAUGUUGAGGUCCAUGGCCUACAUCAGCCAACAGCUCUCAUCCCCAACCGAUAAGGUUGCUGUCAUCAAUUUGAAGCUUCAAGAUACGAAGACAUCCACUGGAGAAACAGAGGUGAAAUUUCAGGUUUCAAGGGACACUCUAGGCUCAAUGCUCAGAUCCAUGGCUUACAUCCGUGAACAGCUCUGAAAGCCCACCCAGCAUACCAUUUGCCAGUUGAGCUUUACUGUUUGCUCCAAUUUACCUGGAGAGCUGGGAUCUGCAGAGUUGCUUCAGGGAUGGAGGCAUUACAGAGGUCCGUAGUCAGAAAUAUAUUGUAUAAUGUAGCAAGUCUGGUAAAGCAAUAGCUAGGAUUGAUCUUCAUUAAAGAUGGCACAACAUUCGCCACAUUGGGUGGAUAUAGUUAGGUAUUUGUGCCUUUUUUAGGUCCUUAGUGUUAGAUAGUGCAUUGAUUAUUUUAGAGCAACCAAGAGUAGGUAGCAACUGUAAAUGUGAGUUGUGUGAAUACUAUGGUUCUAAUGAAUAAGGGAGAGGAUUGGACAUGUAUAACCCUCGCUUGGGUUCUUCUUUUGAUGCAA